This is a messenger RNA of Cydia strobilella, 4586 nucleotides long. RefSeq names its product mothers against decapentaplegic homolog 6 (gene Dad). The record is from RefSeq and is a predicted model, not a curated record. Gene Ontology annotation, biological process: regulation of transcription by RNA polymerase II; anatomical structure morphogenesis; cell differentiation. The coding region runs from base 175 to 1134 and encodes 319 amino acids. The transcript has 5 exons. Lineage: Eukaryota; Metazoa; Arthropoda; Insecta; Lepidoptera; Tortricidae. Gene Ontology annotation, molecular function: I-SMAD binding; transcription regulator inhibitor activity. Gene Ontology annotation, cellular component: heteromeric SMAD protein complex.
GACAUAAAAGGUCGCUCCAGUUCAAGCGGCGUCAAUUCAACUCGUAGACAUUGAAACUCAAACUAUUAUCUCUGCCAUUAAAAAGUUGACGCCGGCAACACAGCGCCGCCGCGUCAGUGGCCGGACGCGGCCAGUCGAGCGGGCGCACGCGGCGAGCAAUGUCGUGCGCGAGUGAUGCGCGGCCGUCCCGCGCCUCGUGAGCGCUGCCGGCAUGUGAUGUUCCGGAGACGCGCGCUGCGGCGGCGGCUAGCAGCCGCCGGCGCAAACCACAUCCCCGACGACACUCUCAGGAGACUCUCCCGCGCGCUGGACACCCCACCCGCCUCAGAAUGUGUGCCAGCGGACCCCAAUCUCAAACUCGUUGUGACCAGACUGUUCAGAUUCCCCGACUUGAGGGACCUCAACGAGCUGAGGCGCCUCCCGGUGUGCCGGGAACAGAACUGCUGCAAUCCUCACCAUUGGAGCAGACUGUCGGAACCCGAAAUCCCUCCCCCGCCAUACACGCCGUACGCGAUGGAUGACGUUAAAACUAAGGACCACGGAGAGAGCACAGCAGACGCGAGGAGGACGGACCAUGAGCGGCUAACUGCGGGCUCUCUCGCCACUGACGGUGAAGAGAAAGGCACAUGGGAAACGGAAUGGUGCCGGCUAGCCUAUUGGGAGCUGGCUCGACGCGUAGGCCGGCAAUUCGGCGUGCGCGUGCGCUGCGUCGACGUGUUCGGCGGCGCCGGCGCCGGUCGCGCCGGGCUUUGUCUCGACGCGUUGGAGGACGCCACAAAAGCUGAUCAGGUGAAGAAGAUCCGAUCCAAAAUUGGUCUGGGCGUGACUCUCUCCCUAGAGUCAGACGGCGUGUGGCUGUACAACAGAAGCCAGCAGCCUGUGUUCUGCAGCUCCCCCGCGCUGGACGCGGCCGCCGCCCGGGCCCUGCUGGUGUGGCGCGUGCCGCCCGGCCACUGUCUCCGGGUAUUCGACCCCGCGGCGCCGCCGCCCGCGGUCUCCCUCCCGCACGUGGGCCCCGUAGAUCCCCGCUCCGUCCGGAUCUCCUUCGCCAAAGGCUGGGGCCCAAAGUACUCGCGCCGUGACGUCACCGCCUGCCCCUGCUGGCUCGAAGUACUCCUAGCCCCCCCCAGCUGACCCUAGUGCAUAUAAAACUUUAUACGGUAUUGUGUUUUUAUAAACGUUUUUACGGACGCGGUGUUUAUGAACUUAACCAAUUAUUUAUGUGAUGUUAAAAUUUAAAUAGGUUUUAUGUGGAGAGGCCUUAUAACCAGUGAUUUUAAUGAAUUUAUUGUGUGAAUGUAUUCUCACGGGAGACGCGGGACGUUAGGAGAGCCACCAUUCUCAUUACCGCAUUACUUCAUGUCAUUACCAUGUCACAUCCAGUCAUUACCAUGUCACGCCAUUUUUCGUGAAGUAACUCGCUGAAAUUGGAGAAGCCAAUUUUUUGUGGAGUGCGAACUAUUGCCCCUAUCCGUAACUGCGUUUUCUGUGAGCAUUGCUCUGUAUCACAUGUUUACAUCUACAGAUAUGUCAGUUACAUUGUUAUGUUUAUGUACUUUUUUUUUCCUGUUUUUAAGGAGUAAUUUUUAAAUGAUCACAUAUUCGUCACGACGCGAGGUAUUUUUGUAGCUGAUAUAUUUGUAGUGGCAAGUCCUGUGAUACAUAGCACUUUUGAAAGUCAUGAUAUUUAUGAGGCCUUACUGUCAACGCUGUAUGCACCAUGUAUAGUCACCUAUAUACAAUUGUAAAAAUUGUAUUAUGUAUAGCACUCGACUUAAGACAACGCGAGACUGUAAAUAAUAAAUUAAUACUUACAAUUAUGUACUAUAAAUAUGUAAUUAAACUAUUUAUAUUUUAAAAUAUGCCUUACCUUAGAUUGUACAAUUAUUUAAGAGUUAGUGUAUAGAGUUCUUUUUGUACAGUAAUUGACACUGAUGUAUUGCGAAAUAGUUUGUUUAAUGUGAAGGCUGUGUAAGCAUUUUUAAGCGGCCUUGUGCCGAGCUACACCGGGAACCAUGGCGAUGUCACUAAACAGUGCUGACAUUCCUGUCAACCGACCGACGUGACACUACUCUUAAACUACGAAGAUCUGCCAAUUUUAUAAUAAAAUGAUUUAAAAAUAGAUAGGUAAUGUCUACAGAAUAAACAUUGUGCCUUGCGUUGUAUUCAAGUACCUAUAAUAAAUCCAAAAUUUACGUAGGAUACUACUGUCAAUUUCACUGGCCUAUAAAGUUAAGUCUUUACAUAGUUAUACAAAUGUUUGAAUGGAAAAGCUCGAAUUUAAGGGUAAAUUAUAUACAUAACACGCUUUAGGACCGAGUGAGUCGAUGACAAUAAAGUUUAUCUAGUCUUUAAAGGUCUUGCUUCGUUAUCCGCGGCUGCCGUCUCGGCCAGGGUGACUCGCUUUCAAUGUCACUACCGUUACCGCUUGCGGUCACUACCGAUUUCACGAUUUACUAUUUCUGUGUUUAAUUUUUUGGCAUGUACAUGUGCAAACCAGAUGAAACCGAUAUCUAUUUUUUUCUUUAUGCAGGAGCAUACCUGCUUGCAUUUUGGCCGAUUCGGUAGGGCGUAGUUUUUUUACGUAGAUACAAAAUCACAAGUAGCCGGUCGGUUAAAUCCUUUGGUAUAAUUUAAACGUUUUUUUAACACUUACUUUUCUGGAUUCUUGUUUGAAAUUUUCAUUUUUUGACUAACGAUUUGUACACUUCUUUCUACUGCUGAUUAACAGAUUAAGAAAUGACUUGAACUGUGCCGCUAAUAACUAUCUUUGUUGCGAAUUCUGUGUAGGUAACAUUACUAAGGCACUGCUCAAUGUAUUCAUUGUUUCAUUCCGGCCUAGCCAAGACUCCAAUCGGUGGCAAGGAAACGGUUAUGUCUCUCUGUCGCAUUUAUAUGGAAAUGUGAUAUAGACAUUACCGUUUCGUUUACUACGAUCCAACGAUUGGCAUCUUAGCUAGGCCCUCUGAACCAAUAAGCUAUCGCGGCUACAUACACGUAUAGCUCCAUUUAUUAGUGACCAAUAGAAAAUCUUAAAACAAUAAUGACCACUGACCAAUACUAUAUUUAAAUCAAAUUUUCGUCACACGAACUGUCCAAGUUUAAUUUUACAUAAAAAAACUGUUUUUAAAACCGUUUAAUAGGUCUAUAAAAUGCAAUAGUUUUGUUAAAAUAUUAUUUAUAAUGGUAAUAAGAUGCCAGUAAUAGGUAAAUUUAACUGAUAAUAGCCAUUAAAAUUUCAGUCGCUAUAGAAAAUUGUGGUCAGUAUAGGGAAGACCGGAUAAAUAAUUUAUUGCUGGGAAGACCGUCAUAGGGCAUCGUAUUUGUAUGCGUACGUCGCUGACACAGUCCGAAAAUAAGAGAUUCACUUCUACUCUACCGACCAGACAUCGGAGACUAAGUGGAAUAUAAGUACAAAUGAAGGGUACACGGAAAGAACAUGUCUAGUCACUUUGACAACAUUUUGAGUUAUCGCGGUUUGAAAGGAACGAUGUAGGUAAUUAACCAUAUUAUAUUCGUGUAUAGGUGUUUUUAAAGUGAGACAAAAAGGAGUUAUAUUUAUAAUUGCAGCGGUAACAGAAGUUGUAACUAAUAGUUCAUUAAGGGCUCUACAUUUUGAGAUUAAAAUCUCAUUUUCCAAACUCAGUUCUCAUGUUCUUUCCGUGUACCCUUCAAAUGCAAUGGUUAAAAGCGACGAAAGAGCUAGACGGUCUUGUCCAUAUUGACCUUGUUAAAAUUGUGCUUCGCCUCUUGUUUACGCGGUCACAAAAUGUUUUGUAGCAUAAUGAUGAAUUCAAAGCAUUAGGUAGGACCGAAUGUUUUUAAAAAAAUAAAUAUGUGCUGUUUAGUCAUUGCAUUAGACUGAUGUACGCCUUAACAAAUACACGUAUUUUUAAUCAAUGUAUAGAAUCCGUGAAUGAGCAGAGAUCGGAUUUUGGGGGGCAAAAUUAAAUGACAGUCUGGCGGUAAUUUGAAAGGUGAUAAACUACAUUAUCACUGACUCAAUAAUAAUACCAAAAAUAACACUUCCAAAGCUGGGACGGAUCACUAGUUCGGUCAAGGAGUCUAAUUUCAGUAUCAUUUCGUACCUUGUCAAAGUGGCGAUAGUAUGAGGUCACUAGCGAGUUUCACAAUGAUAGUCACUGUGACAAGGUACUGAUACUGAAAUUAAAUCCUUUGACUGAAAUUGUAAAAGUAUCGAUAAUAUAAGUUAUUAUAACUGUCAUUGAAUUUCGCCCCCUAAAAUCCAAUUUUUGAAGAUGUCUGCAUCGAUUUGGGAAGCGACAAGAGUGUGGCAGUGCUUUUAUAAAAUGUCUUAAUUCUAUGAAAAUAUGACGCUUAUAGUGGCGUUGUUACACUUUGUCGAUGUCAGAUAGUUGCACACUUAGCUUAUACGGAUUGGGAAUCCACGCACAAAGUGCACUCUACACAACUUACAUACAUUACUUAAAAAUAUGUUGAUAAUAAAAAAUAAUAUAAAUUCUAAAUAAUGUAGAUAGGUAGUAAUUGUUAUCCCUGAUUAAGACCUAAGUUGUGAGCGCCUGAGAUCAAAAUGGAAUAAAAUAAAAGAACAGAUUAUUUUUAAA